Molecule: messenger RNA, 405 nt
Organism: Naegleria gruberi
Lineage: Eukaryota; Heterolobosea; Eutetramitea; Acrasida; Naegleriidae
Exons: 1
Coding region: 1-405 (134 amino acids)
Source: RefSeq, a predicted model, not a curated record
AUGUCGUCUAAAUCUUGUUCUGUUGUGUCUACCAUCUGCUGCUUGGCUGCCAUUGUUCUCCUUAUUGGUGUUGCCAUUGCUUUUGGUCUCUAUGUUAAAUUUUACACAUCCAGUCAAUUGAAAAUUGAAAGUUUUUCACCUUCAAGUGGAAGUGUCAACUCUACAGUUGUUAUUUAUGGAAGUGGAUUCAAUUCUACUCAAACAACUUAUAACAUUGUCAAGUUUAAUGGAGUUUCUGCUACAGUUUCGUCUGCCAAUAGCACAGUAUUAUUAGUUAAGGUUCCACCUUUGGCCACAAGUGGAACAAUUUCUGUGAAAGUUUCUCAAACAACUUUUGAAUCUGUCGAUACAUUCACUGUAGUAACUACUUCUUCCAACACUACAAACAGCACUUCUUCCUCAUAA